AUGGCAGAAGCCCAAGAUAAAUAUCAACACCAAUUCCAAUCCCAAUCACCUCCUUUCCCGACUCAGGAAUGGGUACAGUUCUUCCCAUCCCCAUCUCCCAAAUCUCCAGCUGGAACCGCAAUCACAACAACAUCAUCAGCAAAAGAAGACGAAAAAGUGAAGUACAUGAUUUCGACAGACCCGUCCCUUCUCUCCCUCUCCGCUCUGGACAGCGCCUUCACCCAAGAAUACAUGUAUUGGGUCAAACCGCUCCCAGCACCCGUUUUGAAGGAUAUGAUAGACCGCUCGUUAUGCUUUGGGGUUACGCACUCGUUGUUGGCGUCUAUACCCUCCGUAGAGAGAGGCAGCGCUCCUAACACUUCCGCUAAAACAGGGCCUUCAAAUCAUACACCCCGUUCACGUAUCUUCGUACUGCCCUAUUGGUUCGCUCUUGUGGAGACUGGAGCAGCCGCACGAACACAUCAUCUCAGAUCUCAAAUAAUUCAAAACCUGGCGAACGAUGAGUCUCAAUACUCCCGUGAAACACAUAUCAAAUAA
Molecule: messenger RNA, 537 nt
Organism: Histoplasma mississippiense
Lineage: Eukaryota; Fungi; Ascomycota; Eurotiomycetes; Onygenales; Ajellomycetaceae
Exons: 4
Coding region: 1-537 (178 amino acids)
Source: RefSeq, a predicted model, not a curated record